Formica exsecta is the source of this 2762-nucleotide messenger RNA. RefSeq names its product MOB kinase activator-like 4 (gene Mob4). Lineage: Eukaryota; Metazoa; Arthropoda; Insecta; Hymenoptera; Formicidae. Gene Ontology annotation, cellular component: cytoplasm. The transcript is spliced from 4 exons. The record is from RefSeq and is a predicted model, not a curated record. Bases 131 to 796 code for a protein of 221 amino acids.
AGGACUUGCGUUCGCGGGUGCACAUCAUCAUCAAUCGACGAGUACUUCGGAGCGGAGCGGUCAUCUCCUAUCUCCUUGCUAAUCGAGCGUGAGCGUGCAUACCGGUCAGUCAAGUGCAACAACUGGCAAGAUGAAGAUGGCGGACGGACCUACGAUUUUGCGAAGAAACAGACCUGGAACGAAAGCAGAGGACUUUAGCAGGUGGCCUGAUGAACCGUUUGAAGAAAUGGAUAGCACGCUGGCUGUGCAACAAUAUAUUCAACAAAUGAUCAGAAGAGAUCCAUCUAACAUUGAUUUAAUACUUAAUAUGCCAGAAGCUAAUGAUGAAGGAGUAUGGAAAUAUGAACAUCUCAGACAGUUUUGCAUGGAACUUAAUGGUUUGGCGGUGAGAUUACAAGAAGAAUGUCAUCCUGAAACAUGCACACAGAUGACAGCUACGGAACAGUGGAUAUUUUUAUGCGCUGCACAUAAAACUCCCAAAGAAUGUCCUGCGAUUGAUUAUACUCGGCACACCCUGGAUGGAGCGGCGUGUCUACUCAACAGCAACAAAUAUUUUCCCAGCAGAAUCAGCAUUAAGGAAUCUUCUGUAGCAAAACUUGGUUCCGUCUGCCGUAGGGUUUACAGAAUCUUUUCACAUGCAUACUUCCACCAUAGAACAAUAUUUGAUGAAUUCGAAAAUGAGACUUACCUUUGCCGCAGGUUUACCUCAUUUGUGACAAAAUAUAAUCUGAUGUCAAAGGAUAAUUUAAUAGUACCUAUUAUGGAAGGUGAUGGCGCAACGGAAAGCGAAGCAUAGGACUUAACAUUGCGAUCGUAUUGUCCAAAGUCGAAUUGCCAGAUCUAGUAGGAAAAAUUGCUAAUAUUCACAUAACAUUCUAAUACUUUAUGACAAAUAUAUAUAUAUAUAUGACAAAGGUCUUUGAAUAGGGUCAGUAAAUUUGUUCAUACUUAAAUAGCAUAAAUUUGUUAUAAUCUUUUAUCUGUCUCCAAUAUGAUUAGGUUAAACAGAAACUAUCUUCAAUGAAUGUUAUAUCAAUAGUUAUGCAAUUAUUGAUAUAUAUAGAGUUUUUUCCGCAUUUUGGCAAAUCAUAUCCUUAUAUUUACUUAUAUUUAUUUUUUAAUAUUUAAGAUCUGAGCAAUGUUUUAGAGCAGCAUAAGAAAAUUCAUUAAAACUAUCAAAUUUCGUAAAGGAUACUAUAUACAGUAAUUUAAUCUGUUACACUUUUUAUAAUUAUAUUGGUAAUAGUAGAAUAUAUAUUAUAAAUUUUUAAUCUUAAGCUAUUGAAGUUAUCAGACACUGGGAAAAGUGUUUCUCAUAUCUCUCUGUUUUGAAUGUAACAAUUGUACAACUUUUUUUUUGUAAAAAUAAUAGUGUCUUUAUAUGCUAAAUACGUAUAAUGAAAAAAAAAUGUAUAACUGAUUUACACUAGUAGUAUAAGUUAGUAUAUAUAUAAUUGUUUAUAAACAUUCUAUAUGUAUAAACAAAAUUUUUUAUACGAUUCUGUUAAAAUUCUAUUAUAUUUGUAUAAUUUUAUUUAUCAUUAAUUAUAUGUAAAAAUAAUGCGUUUUGUAAAAGAAACUAAAAUCUUUUAAUAUGAGAAAGAGAAUUAAUGAAAUUAUAUUAUAAUUACAUAAUUAUUUUUAUUCUACCUAUAAUAAAGCAACAAAUCUAACUUUGAGAAGUGAUAUAAAUAUCAAAGUGGCUUGAUAAAACAAGAUCCAGCAUAGAAAUGCAUAGAAAUUUCCAAUAAACUGGAAAUAAGGUCUCGAAUGCGUUUGUUAUCGAUUUGCAUAACAAGAAUUUAUAUAAACGAUUUUACACAUUAUUAUAUGAGAAUCAUAUUAGUCUAAAGUGAGCAUAAUAAUCCACAUUACGUAGUUGAUCUUUGUAAAAUGCAUUGUUUGAGCGAGUGACAUAACGAUAAAUAUGGUGGUAUAGAGAAAAAUACUUGUUAUUUAUAAUACAUAUACAUAUAUUCCAUAUAGCAAUAUCAAUCGCAGAAUGUUAGACUUCCCUAUCCCGUUGUCGACAAAACUUUUGAACAGAAUGCUCGUUUUAUGUAUGUUAAAACAUAAAGCUAAGUCAAAGUUAUGAUAACAAAAGAAAUGGAAUGUUGAAAGAAUAGGUUGAUGAUUUGCCAAUUCAUUAAGAUUUCAAAAUAUAAUAACAUAUCGUUAUAAAAUUAUAGCACGAAUCGUUUUUUUAAAUGGGUAAUGGUAGGUGACUUUUUUUAAAUUGAAAACAUAGCCAUUACAAAAUCAGAUCUUACGAUAAUGAACAGAAAAUGAUGACCGAUUGGUGAUAGCUCGACGAAUAAAACAUGUAAUCCUUAUUUUAUAAGAACAGCGUUCACAUACACGCCUUUGUUAUGAAUUUUUUUAUUAUGUAUUGUAAAAUAGUAUUAUAAGGGUAUUGCAUGGAAAACUGAAUUGUAAUUCACAUUUGACAUACUGAUGUUUGUUGUGAUGUGAAAGUUGUACUGCCCUAUACACUUCUAAUGAGAUUCUAAACAAGAGACUCUGACAAAUUGCGCAUUGUGACAUAGAUUUCUUUUCUUAUCUGAUGUAAUGGGAUCAGGAUAUUGUAGCACUGUACAUAAAAAUUUGUAAGUACAAAAGUUCGAAUUAUAAUGUAUUAAUGAAUAUGGUGUGAUGUGAAGAAUCAAUACGCAGCAGAAAUAUAUAUAAAUAUAUAUAUAACAUGUGAUUGUCCCGUGAAAAUUGUUUAUGUAUUGACAGAAAAUAAACUUUCUACAUACGGC